CUUUUUCUUUUUAUUCUUAGGUUUUUUUUUUGCUUUUCUUUUUUGCUUUUUAUCCCCUUCCCUAUUUUCUUUUUUCUAUUUCAACGUUGCGGGGAGGGGUCAUGGUCUUUCCGCGCCGCGAGGUGUGGGACAGAUUAUCUUCUUGGGGGGUUCUCUUUCCCCCGGGAGGUUAUCAUCAAUAGUAUAUCCACAUUAUCAUAUGCUUCCUAGGUACCUACCUACGUAGAGAGGUACUUUCUAGCGCUAUACGUUAGGAUGCCCUAGAUCAUUAUACCAGGAUGCCUGACCUAACUCCACCCGGCCGAGAAAGAUAUUGAACUAUUUUCGCCUUUGCAGCCCAAGCUCGACUCCUACCCUAGCCUCCAAAUAUGUACCUAAGCACAACCCAAAUAGGUUUGUAAUCUACGCCACUCCGAUGCGGACACGAAGAAAACGAACCCGAGAAUCCCUGCUUUGAGCCUCAAAAAAAAUACUCGUUCUCCCCUCGGACCCCUCCUCCCAAACUCGCUAAGGCAGUAGGAAUAGGUGGCAGGCAAUACCUUACCGGGUACCCAGGUAAUGGCACUCACGAGCCGCAUCUCCUUGCAAGGUCCUCCCACCUCAGAACCCGAGGAUUUUCUGAGCUCUUCGUUGGGCGUCAUCUUCCCGGACGAUGUGACGAACCAACAUGGGGACGCGGAGCACUCGCUCGCGUAUGCCUCCCCGCACUUGCCUCGGCCCCUGCAUAUCGCCCUCUCGGACCCGGAUCAAGAGAAUGAUCGAAAGCUCUUCUCCCACUACCUGUGGAACGCAAGUCUACUGCUCGCCGAGUUUAUCGAGGCCGGUUCCUUACGCUUGAAUUUAGAUGUCAACAGGGGGGAACUCGAAGCGUCUAACUUUGAUGUCGCCGGACUCACGUGCCUGGAGCUGGGUGCCGGUACUGCGCUCCCGAGCCUCAUGGCCGCACUCUUGGGCGCCACGGACGUGGUUGUCACAGAUUACCCUUCCGAGACUGUGCUAGCUACUCUACGCAAGAAUGUCGCGGCAAACGCUAAGCUUGAGCACUCGCCUCGCCACACCCUUGCGCCCACGAUAGUGAACGGGCACAGUUGGGGAGAACUCACCACGCCUUUUGCGACGGCGCACCAGGCCCGCUUUGAUCGCGUGUUCGUGUGCGAUUGCCUGUGGAUGCCGUGGCAGCAUACGAACCUCCACCGAUCCAUCGCCUGGUUCCUCAAGUUCAAAUCCGCCUCCUCGUCCGCGCGAGCCUGGGUCGUAGCGGGUUUCCACACCGGCCGCGCCAAGAUGCGGGGGUUCUUCGAGCCUACCGCUCUCGUAGAGGCCGGCCUUGAAGUUGAGGCGCUCUGGGAGCGCGACUGCGAUGGCGUCGAGCGCGACUGGGUCUGGGACCGCGGACAGGAGGACGUUAGCGAGCGGAAGCGUUGGCUUGUCGUCGGGGUGCUUCGGCGGAGGGCGGAGAGAGUUGAAGGAUGAGUUGCGAGAAUAUAGGAUGGUGGCAUUAUGAUGGUCUAGAUCAUACUCUAACAUACAUUCCUUCAGGCAUUCAUUUGCUCGAGGAGAGUCGGACCGAACUGCGUCUCGAUCGAUCGACUUUGAAGUCAUGAAGGGGUGUUCCGGCGUCGAUUUUAAAUCGUAAAUACAUUAGAGUACUAGUUCUAGACAUAUUGCUUAGUUACAUAAGCACUGGAUGUAUAUAUGUAUUACUUGGUAUUGAUAUCCAUGAAUGAUACUCGGGGAACAAUGGAGGUAGAUAUGGGCUAUCGCGGGCGCGCCCUUGCGUAGCAUAGUAUCUGCUCUCGAAAGGAGCACUACUUAAUUACGUCUAAUGGUGAACGAAGUACCAUAUUUACGCACCAAGAAUAGUCGAAGGUUGGCAUAUCCAGUC
This is a messenger RNA of Annulohypoxylon maeteangense, 1885 nucleotides long. RefSeq lists its product as uncharacterized. The transcript has a single exon. Gene Ontology annotation, molecular function: protein-lysine N-methyltransferase activity. The record is from RefSeq and is a predicted model, not a curated record. Gene Ontology annotation, biological process: peptidyl-lysine dimethylation. NCBI's taxonomy places the organism in Eukaryota, Fungi, Ascomycota, Sordariomycetes, Xylariales, Hypoxylaceae. Bases 559 to 1473 code for a protein of 304 amino acids.